CAUUUUAUAACAAAUCGGAAAAUUCUACCGUAUUAUCAAUUUGGGGCUUUUAUUUUAUAAUCUUAUUUUUUGUGACAAGUCAUUGAAUCUUUCGGAUCCAUUUUGAAAAUCGAUAAAACAAUCAAAAAAAAAAAUCGUGAUACUAUCGAAUAAAUCGCUCAUCAUCACACGGUUAACACGUCAUAUCACGUGACAGACCCUAUUUUCUAUGCUUCUUCUUUGACUCAUAUAUGAGUUUCGAGGGUGAUUCAUAAAUUGCUAAUAACUGAUAAUGGUGAUGAAUGAUGUUUCUUAUCUCUUUGGAUAUUGUUGGCCAGUGAAUUAUAAUUUUUUUUACAUCAUUAUCUUUUGACAAUAUCAUCAUGAUCUUAGUGUGAAUUUCUUUUUUAUUAUAGUGAUAUUUAUAUGAUUAGAUAUUGUCGUUGACGUCGUCGUAGUCGUCGUCGUCGUCGUCGACAUCGAGAGUCCUAUUUUCAUCCACCGAUAUUUUUUUUGGACUAUAUAUCUCGUUAUAAUUAUUUCCAUUAUAUUGUCAUUUACAAAUACUUACUUGAACGAAAAAGCAGUCGGUACAAAAAUUUUCAAUUUUCUCUCACGAAGAAAUACAUUCAUCUAAAAAAAUUGUUGUUUAAUUUUCCUGUUUCCAAUCAACAAAGAUAAUAAUAAUGGUCGCCACAUUAAUAUCUGAUCUAUUGGCCGGCAAUAGUAAUUCAACAACAACAGGUGAUGAUGUAACAUUCUGGUCACGGCUCAAUGAAGUGAAAUUCAUUCAUGGUUAUAUUGCAUCAUUUUCGGUGAUCAUCGUUUCAGAAUUGGGUGAUAAAACAUUUUUUAUUGCGGCUAUAAUGGCUAUGCGUCAUUCACGGUUAAAAGUUUUUGCCGCCGCAAUGUUGGCCAUAUUGGUGAUGAAUACAUUGGCCGUAUUGAUGGGUAUGGCUACAACUGUUAUACCACCGGUUGUAAUUAAAUAUGCAUCCAGUGGCCUGUUUCUGAUAUUUGCCAUUAAAAUGUUUUACGAAGGUUGUAAUAUGACUGAUGAAGAUUCCAAAGAAGAAAUGGAAGAAGUACAAAAAGCUAUAAAUAAAAAAGAAUUAACCGCAUCUAUUGAUUAUGAAAGUAUACCAGUUCAUCAAGAUCCAGAAACUGGUAUUAUUAAAACACCCAGAAAAUUAUCGAUGACAACAAAGAUGCGAAGAAAAUUAAUGCAAUACGUAUCAUUAGUGUUUAUCGAAACAUUCACCAUGACAUUUUUAGCUGAAUGGGGUGAUAGAUCACAAAUAUCGACCAUUAUAUUGGCUGCAAGUGAUGAUAUUUAUGGUGUAUUUUUUGGAGCAUUAUCUGGCCAUUUUAUUUGCACCGGUAUUGCUGUACUUGGUGGCCGUAUUAUAUCGCAAAUGAUUUCAGUAAAAACUGUCACUAUACUUGGUGCAUUCAUUUUCCUAUUAUUUGCAAUAUUAGGAAUAUUUCUUAAUUAAUUCAAAUCAAUUUUUUGUUAAUGUUGCCAAUUUAAAAAAAUUACCAUCAUCAUCAUCAGCGGCCAAUUAUAUCAUUUAUAAUGAUAAAAUUAAAAAAUUGAUUCAAUGUCGCGUUCGAUGAUCUCAUUUUGUCUAAUUAUUAUAAGGAGAUUUUAUAGUAACACUUUAUACAUACCAAUUUUUUUUGUUGACUAUAAAUUAUUGCUUUGAAAUGUUUAUUUUUAUUUAUAAAUAAAA
Molecule: messenger RNA, 1712 nt
Organism: Dermatophagoides farinae (American house dust mite)
Lineage: Eukaryota; Metazoa; Arthropoda; Arachnida; Sarcoptiformes; Pyroglyphidae
Product: putative divalent cation/proton antiporter TMEM165
Biological process (GO): manganese ion transmembrane transport; Golgi calcium ion homeostasis; Golgi calcium ion transport
Cellular component (GO): Golgi apparatus
Molecular function (GO): calcium ion transmembrane transporter activity; manganese ion transmembrane transporter activity
Source: RefSeq, a predicted model, not a curated record